UUGAACGUUACGAGAUGAACCUACAGGAGCCACAGUUUUCCCUCCAAAAAUGUUGAAACAUCAAUAUUAUUAAUCAUUUUCGUCCAGUUUAAUCCUCCAAAGUGUUUAAUUAAGUUAGAACUGAAUUUUCGAUUAACUUGGAGUAAAUACAACAACAAUUGAAAAUUACCGAAAAUGAGUCGAAAUGCGUCGUCACAGGCUAAACAAUGGGUGGCUGCUAUACAGGCGAACGAAUUCACAAAAGUCCAAAGAGAAAUAGAGAAUUACCGAUUCGAAGAUAAAGCCAGCCAGGUCAAAACCCUCCUGAGACUCCUAAUCUACCUCUGCCAAACAGCCACAAAAUGUCCAGCAACAAAUCACCAAACAGGCUACGAAAUAUCAGACUUAUCAGAAGCAAUCUGCAAGGAUCUCGCCCCAAUCCCCACCACAUCCGACUACUUCUGCAGUCUCUACCACAUAGUCCGAGUUCUCCUAGGCAUGAAGCUCUUCGAGAGAGCCAUGACGAUCGCCAACUACCUUAUGCCGACCUCCACCUGGCACCACCAGAUUCUCGACGAGUGUAAAAACCCCAACGACAACUACACAAAGCUCGGUUCAAUCUUCUUCGUCUCAAUCGACAAAUUCCUGAGAUCGAAGAAGCCAGGCUCUCUGACUCCCCCCACCUUCCAGCAAAUCCUCACAGUCAUCAAGUACCAACUGAACAUAGAAGAGUUCAUUAAAUCCGAUGGCUCCAAGUCCCUCUUGCUGAAGCUUCUGCAUUACACAGAGUUCCUGAAACACCUGCAGUGCUCGAAAGAAGAAUUCGACGAUUUCACUGACAAGUUCUUCCUCAAGUCCCUGAGCUCCACAGACCUCCAGUUGGGCGAUCGAAACAGAUUCUCAACCUACGACAACUUCACAAAAAUCGUCUCCACACUAUCCCUCCACUAUAUAAAGAGCAAAAGGCUAGAAACCCUGAGAAAAAUCCUCAAGAAAUUGCUGAAGAACUUUGACAGCUGCAUGUUGGAGAGUCGUGAGUCGUCGAAAUGUCACCAGAUCCUCAAGGACUUCAGCAAAAUCUUCGUCAGACCCCAGACGAACUUCACCAAAAACGAUGCCGAGGAGAUAGUCGAGCUCGCCCGAAAAUUCCAAGUGCACAUUGUGAGCUACGGUGAGAACAGCCUCAUAAAAUCCAACUUCUACGCAACUGCCUCAAUCCUAGAGGCGCUGUUCGCCCUCUGGAGUGAGUCUCCCCAGAGCAGCUUCGACCACCUGAGUCCCGAGGUGAUCACCACCACAGCAAGCCUCGUGAACUACCUCUCAGAGAUCAUUAGGAACUACCAAGUGGAUUCCCUCUGUAGAUGUGGCAGUAAAAACUGUCUGGUCCUCCAGGACAAGCUGAAGUCGUGCCAGUUGAAGUCGAAAAUAGUGCUCCUGCUGUACCGACUCUGUCCCAAGUCAGAAUUGCCUCCAGAAUUCUUUGAGCUGUUCUUGAAAGUCUCUUCCCAGUGUGUGGACCUCCUCCAGGACCUCCAGGAGAAGAACUGCGAGAAGUGGAAGGAGCACUGGUUCAGCCUAGCAGCUUCGAUCUACAACUUCUCCCUGACCUUCAGCUCAAGUCAUUACGAGAAGAGCCUGGAGGUUUGCACGUUCCUAGCCAGCAGCAUUAUCAGGCUGAAAGCCACUGACGAGGACAAGUUAUUCUUCCAGUCGACUCCAACGCCUCCACUGUCCCUAGCCCUCCACAGAAUCAGCAACAUGUGCUAUGGGAGCAGUCAGUUCCACGAGGCUAGGAUCUUCACUGCCAUCAACGUGUACCUGCACCCGAGGCACCCAGAGUGCAAGGGCUAUCGUAACUGGUCCUUCAUUCACUACAAGGAUCCAUCCUCCAGAGGACUGACCCUUGUGGAGUUCCUCUGGAAGCAUUCAGACGAUCUGAGGGUUCUGGGUCUGGGCCCUAUCAGACUGAAGAACGAAGAGCUGAAGGACAUCUGCCUCAGGGAGAUAAAAUCCCACAUUGGAAUGAGUCUGGACCUCUCUGAGUCCAUCCUCGCUGUCUUGAAUACCCUCGAAACCCUGAAUGCCGAUGCCAUCAAUUAUGGAACAGCUGUGCAUCAGCUGGGGCACCACUCCCUGCUCUUCCAAUCGAAGAUCUCGCUCGCUGAUCAUCUGAGGAAAGCCAUCGAGAAAUUAAAGUCCCUGAAGCUUGACAGGGCUAGUCUCGAGCACGUUCAGUACCUCCUCUCCCACUUAACUCUUUACGAGGCUCUUGAGGAGAUCAGAUCCCUCGAAGAGGCCACGAAAACCGAGAUGAAGAACGCGAACAUCAAGCUUUAUGCAUCAUCCACGAAUGGCAUCAGCUCCACAGGAUCCAACGUCGUUCCAGGAUUCAGUAAGAUAAACAUUACGACUGCGAAGACACUUGCUUCAAGACUAGAGGACAUCUACAAUUUAUGGAAGAAGUCGUUCACCCCAGACUCAGUGGCUAAAUGGAACUCCUUCGAUGGAACUUCAACAGUCAAAGCUGUCAUAGUGGCUGGAGAAUACUCUCGAUUCUAUCGUUACAAAGAUCUUGAGAUUAAAUUCUGGAGGAUGGGGUAUGACCUCGCAGUGAAAACCGACAACUUCGAGGCUGUCGUGUACAUCACAGGUCGCAGUGUGAUGUCUCGGUACAUCAGAGACGACUGGAUAAAGAAUGCAGAAGAGAUCAUUGCGAGUAACUUGGUCAACUCGAAGGAGUCGAAGGUGCCAGCAGUCAUCUCGAUGUUCAAGAUGAGUCUGGCAGACUAUUACUACUACAUCGGAAGGACUGGAGAGGCUGACAAGCUCUUCGACGAGGGGAUUACUGCAGCACCUCUUAAUCUGAGUGAAAACUGUGGGACGUUUAUUUUCAGUCAGCACAUCGCCCUGGCCCACCGCUUCCACAAUUACCCACCCGAGAAGAGGAACAAUCUCGAAUACACUGGAAUUAUCGCCCACACCCUCUACACAAUGCUCCUGAUCGACGACACAGCGGGUGACCUCAAGGACCUCUCGUGGAGUCUCUACGAAAUGGACAUGCUCCUGGAGGUCUCCUGCAACGUCUCCAUCCGGAUGAACGCCCUCUUCUCGUUUCGAGAGAUCACAGCUCAUCUGGCUAGACGUCUCAAGGUCUGCCAGCCCAAGAUGUCAGUCCUCAGGGUCGCUGAGAUGCUCAAGUACCUCUGCUUGAUAGACCUGUCGAGGAAUCAACUGGAGGACUGUGAGGUCAAGCUCCAGGGGAUGGAGUUCAUCCUGCAGAUGGAGAUGUUCGAGGGCUCCAUGCAGAGGGAAUUCAUGAAGAUCCCUGAUUCGUCGGCAUUCACGAGUACUGUCUCACCCCAUCGAGGCGUGGAGCCCAUCAGGGACAUCCCCCAGAACGACUCCUCACCCAUUCUGAGACGAGAAAAAUUCGCAACCCCUGACUUCGUCAGCCAUGAGCACAAGUGCAGGUGCUUCAGGUGUGGCAACGAGGCUUAUAAAUUUCUUGUUUUCUCUUGCACUCACAUCAGGGCUCAGCUGUACAGUCUUCAGAACCUCAAGCAUUAUGCCAGACAGCAUUUCGAGGGGGCUUUGAACAUCAGUGAGAGAUUGCUGAACCUCUCCAGGAAGGAGGACAACUAUCAGUUUCAGUACGUCAUCGAUUACGUUCUCUUCCUGCUGGACUACGUGAGAUUCCUGAAGAAGGACCCCAGUACUUACGACGAGGGGAGGAGGGUCGUCUGCUGGGCACUGGAGAUCUGCGACAUUUAUAGGCUUGAGUGCCACCCUGUGUACGAGAGCUCGAUGGACAUUGUCGUCGAGUAUAGCUUUGAGAAGGUCUUCCCUGAGGGAUUGCCCAGGUCCAGUCUAGUGAUUCCAGGGGUCAACGACAUUGAUAUUGACGAGUACUUAGAUCCCCAGGUGAAUACUCCUGAUGCUCUGUGUGUCACUCCAGCUAAAGACAGUGGGAACAGCCCCAGGCCCAGGUCGAGGUCUCCUCGGAGGAAUCAGGCUCCAAUUUUAGAUUUCAGCAAAGCCACUGUCGAUGCUGUUGAGAGCGAUCCUGAGGAGUUGAGUCCAGCUCUCGUGGGGCCUGAUAAAAGGAAGAAGAGGGUAGUGACUAGGGUCAAGCCAGUGCGCAGGAAACUCGCUGAAGAUGAUGAUUUUAAUCAGGAUGAGGAGGCGACACCAGGAAAAGAUGCAUCUGGGGGUGAACGUGGGGAUCGAUCGCUCAGGUUCAAGGAGUUGGUUGAUGAGGGGGUUCUAGUGGCUCCGAAUCUGUCUCGCAGGCUUCAUGCUCUCAGGAGGAAGUGGGAGGGUCCAAUCACUGAUGAUGUCCUGCAGAAGUUGAUUGAUGUGUUGGAGGAGGGGAAGAGGGAGUAUGAGAAAUCAAAGAGUAGGGGGAGGAGUCGGAGGGCUUUGGGAAGUGAUGAUAUCUUUUUGAUGAAUGCUCGUGGGGUCGAGAGGAUCGUGGAGGCUGCCAAGGCGAUGAUGGGUGGGGAGACUCGUGGAGGGAGUGGGGAAGCUUCUGGAGCACGUUCUAGGGGCUCCGGCAGUGGGAGAUCCUCCAGGAAGGGGUCGAUUGAUGCUGGUGUGGCUAAAAUUGUUGAAGGGGUUGAGAGAUUGUCUGUCAAAGCUUCUGGUUCGAGGGUUGAUGCAGUUACCAAAGGAGUUGAGAGACUGUCUGUGAAGAGCACUCGGCCUAGGGAUUUGAGUGUCCCAGGGAUUAAGAUUAAUGGGGGGGAGGAUGUUGGGAGUGAUGAUGAAGUUGUGGAGUCCAGUUAUGUUGAGCCUAGACGUUCUCGCAGGCUCGUUGGAAAGGACUCUACUACUGAAACCAAAUUAUCUCGGAAAAGAUUGUAAAUUAGGAGGUAGGGGAUUUAGUAUUUAUCGAGUGAUUGAGAAUUUUUGUACUUUUGUAUUGUAUUUUUUAAGGGUGAAUGUGAAUUAGAUCAUUAAUAUUUGAGAUAUGAUGUAGAAGUUGAGAAUUUUUAUUUACAAUUUUCCGAAUACUUUCUGGUGAACAGCUAAUUGAUGUGUAAUAAUCUCAAGAAAGCGAAUUUAUCAAUUUAGGAGGAAUUUGAGAAGACUGUUCGUGUCUUAUUUGAAUGAUAUGUAAUUAAUUUUGUAUAAAAGUAAAUGGAAAAGUCUCAGGAAUUUAUAGACUUGAGGUAAAUCAAAUGAAGCUAUUAUUAGUUAAUGUCGAUUAUAAUCGAUCGAUCGAUCCUCGAGGAAUAAUUGUUAAUGUAUAUUUAGGAAAUUGAAGCAUGUAUUUUCUGGAAUAAAAAUGUUUUUCAUAUUUC
This is a messenger RNA of Diachasma alloeum, 5282 nucleotides long. RefSeq lists its product as uncharacterized. Bases 175 to 4842 code for a protein of 1555 amino acids. NCBI's taxonomy places the organism in Eukaryota, Metazoa, Arthropoda, Insecta, Hymenoptera, Braconidae. The transcript is spliced from 3 exons. The record is from RefSeq and is a predicted model, not a curated record.